Paramecium tetraurelia is the source of this 1284-nucleotide messenger RNA. RefSeq lists its product as uncharacterized. Lineage: Eukaryota; Ciliophora; Oligohymenophorea; Peniculida; Parameciidae. The record is from RefSeq and is a predicted model, not a curated record. Gene Ontology annotation, molecular function: transmembrane transporter activity. The transcript has 2 exons. Gene Ontology annotation, biological process: transmembrane transport. Gene Ontology annotation, cellular component: membrane.
AUGCAAAUAGGAAUCCCCUUGGGAACAAUGUUAGGAUUCUGGAUAAGUUCAUUAUCUCUUUAGAUUUCAUUAGAUUGGAGAUAAGCAUUUUAUUUCUAGAUCGUAGGCUUGUCUCUGUGCUUGUUGUAUUAUGUAUUUUCUGAGGAUGAUUAAUUUUCAAUAAAAAUCAGAGAGGAAAGAGAUUAAAAUUAAAGUUUUUCAACAGUGUUACUUUCAAAUUGUAAAACAUUUUUUACAAAUCCACUUUUUGUCUUAUCCAUGUUAACAUUAAGUUAAUUGUUUUUUGUUUUGACAGGAGUCUAAUUCUGGAUGACUGAUUAUCUCAAUAGUGUUAUGUUAAUGGAAUACAAUCUUGCUUCUUAAUCAUUUCUAAUAAUCUCAAUGACUGCUCCUUUAACUGGGGUGUACUUAGGUAGUUAAGUCUUAAAUAAUGAUGUGGGAAAUAAAGGAUUUAGAGUCAUGAAAAUUGCUGCAAUCGAAUUAUCUUUAGCAAGCAUCUCAUUAGCUUUGAUUCCACAUUUUGACAAUUUAGAGAUGAUACUAGUGCUGUUUUGGUGUUUAUUAUUUUUUGGAGGCAGUGCUAUUCCUUCAUUAAUGGGAAUAAUGAUUACAUCGUUACAAAGAGAAGAGAGAACAAGUGGAAAUUAAUUACGCCAGUUAUUUUUUGAUUUGUUUGGUUAUCUUCCAGCACCUGCCGUUUAUGGGUAUGUUUAAAUUACUUCUGGUGGUUUAACAUCCCGAAAGGGAAUGGUUAUGCUUUCCUGUAUCAGUUUCUUAAGUUUAAUCUUUUUGUUGCUAGCAAUUUACAAGAAAUAUCUUUCGAUAAAAAUGAUUUGUAUAGAUUUAAAUGAAUCAGAGUUCAGAAAUAAAUUGCGUUCGCUUUCUCAUCAUUCUGGUGACAACAAUGAUGAAUAUCAAAAGAAAGAUUUCUCAUAUAUAAGAAUGCAAGCCACUAGUCAUAAAUUUAAAUAGAUUAUUCAUUCACAUUAUACUGAGUAGAUUGAGGGAGAUCAAUUAUCAGAAAAUGAAUCACCUUUGAUAAUUGGUAUGGAAUCACAAAGAAUAAGAAAUGCAUAUAAAAGUUAAUGUUCUUAUUUGCAUAUAUUUUAUAAUGUUUCAAGUUUUAUAGGAAGAAGAAGUUUAGAAAAUGAUUUAUUUAUGAUCAAAGAUGAUUAAGCUUAGAUUAGGAUGAAAAGUCAAAAUACUUUUGAGUUGAAGCUUUUAGGAGCUAAUCAUUUUAUAAGUGAGGAGAGAUUUGGACAACAAUAAUAAUAAUAAUAGUGA